This is a messenger RNA of Copidosoma floridanum, 489 nucleotides long. RefSeq lists its product as uncharacterized. NCBI's taxonomy places the organism in Eukaryota, Metazoa, Arthropoda, Insecta, Hymenoptera, Encyrtidae. The record is from RefSeq and is a predicted model, not a curated record.
AUGUCCCACACGAAAAAUAUGUCCAAAGUCGUCAAGCGGGGGAUUAACGGUGCGAACAAAAGACGUUACCACUGUGUCUUGUGUUCGCACCCAUACGUCCGGAACAAUGACAUUCAAAAGAACGUGAACCCUAAAUACAAUUACCUUUGUAACACGUGUUUGACGGCUGCCGUCCAAAUGAUCAAAGGAAAACCCAAAUCGAACAACAAUCAUCGAUGCACCGUGUGCUUCUACACUUUUAGUCGAAGCUGCGAUCUUGAGCGCCACAUGAGCUCCAAGCACACCCAUCUCUGCACGUCGUGCUCGCUAAUUUUCACAACGAGAGCUGAUCUUACGAGUCACAUGAACUCACAGCACAUCCAUUCCUGCACCAGGUGCUCGAAAAAUUUCGAGACAAUCGGCGAUCUUACCAAGCACAUGGACUUCCAGCAUAUGUUUGGUGACUUUGCAAGGAACAUUCGAAAGCGUCUGUUUUCAAAAGGUUUUUAG